Centrocercus urophasianus (Greater sage-grouse) is the source of this 2566-nucleotide messenger RNA. RefSeq names its product vascular non-inflammatory molecule 2-like. Gene Ontology annotation, molecular function: hydrolase activity, acting on carbon-nitrogen (but not peptide) bonds, in linear amides. NCBI's taxonomy places the organism in Eukaryota, Metazoa, Chordata, Aves, Galliformes, Phasianidae. The record is from RefSeq and is a predicted model, not a curated record.
UCCAGAUCUGUUCUUCAGAUUAGCUCUCAAACCUCCUGCUGUGAUUAUCUAGGAGUCCAGGAACUAUGGUUGAAGAGCAGUGGAAUCUCCUAUGGGAAACUGAGUGCUCCCAUGUCUGGUGCUGUUAUUCUGUCAUCCAAUGGCAGGUCUAAAUACCCAGUUUGCUUUAUUAGUGUAGUCGUACAGUCUAAAAUUGUGAAUAAAUACCAUGCAUAAGUAAACUCAUUUGGAGCAGUGCUGAGCUGGUGGUGGCACCAUUAGCAUCCAAACAGCAGUGCUGACCUCAGGGCCAGUUCCCUGCCCACACCCUACUAGAUCUGCGUGUGCUUUUUUUUUUUUCCUCAGGUUUCCCAAACUGUCUUUCUUCUGCUGUGACCUGGGCUUACAUUAACCUACCUUCCCACAGCAAUGAUGUGUUUGAAUAGUUCGCUAAUCUGGCCAGCAGUGUUUCUUCAAUUGCGGCACAGCAGUGACUUCUUUAUCAGAUUGCUCAAUGCUCGCAACUCUCUGACCUUUGGUUUUGUGAGGUUUUUGGGACAUGGGGAUUGUGUUGCAUGGUGUCGACUUCCUAACACUUCAAGGAACUCACAGGUUUCUGCAAGACCUUUCUUAUUAAAGUUCCCUGUCUUUGCUUGCCCCUGUCCUCCUCUUGGGUGACUUCAGAUUUCAGGUAUGGGGCUUGAGGUCUCAUGGCUUUGUUGUGGUUUUGGUGCUGUCUGCUCCUGAUGCCUGCGCCUCAGACAGCAAUGUCACAGCUGCCUACAAGCAGUGUGCACUUGUCAGAGGACAGAGAAAUGUCUGCUUCUCCUGAGGAGGCCUUGUUGUUGAUGGCAGAAAUAUGGAUAUUUUGGAAGCGGCUGUCAAUGAAGCAGCAGGGUGCCUGUAUUGUUGUGACUCCUGAAGAUGGUAUUUGUGGCUGGGUCUUCAUGGGGAGAACAGUAUAUGCUUAUCUUGAGAAUAUUCCAGACCCCCAGGUGGACUGCAUUCCAUGUACUGAUUCUGAAAGGUAUAAUCUUUGCUACAGAAGGGGAACAGUACAAAAAGACUGAGCUGUGCUGCCUGUGCUGGCAAGGAAUUAUUCCAUCUACGUGGUUGUGAAUAUGGGGAACCAGAAGCCGUGUAAGUUCAGUGAUCCAAGGUAACCAAGUGAUGGUUACUACCCGUACAAUACCAACAUUGUCUUUGAUUCCAAAAGGAAACUGGUGGCUUGUUAUCACAAGUACAACCUGUUUAGACAAGAAACUCAGUUUAAUUACCCAAAAGAGCCAGAGUUCAUCACCUUUGAGACUCCCUUUGGGAAGUUUGGCAUUUUCACUUGCUUUGACAUCCUUUUCCGGGAGCCCGCCGUGGUGCUGGUGAGCGAGCUACAGGUGGACACGGUGCUUUUCCCAACAGCCUGGAUGAAUGUCUUGCCCUUUCUGACUGCUGUGGAGUUUCACUCUGCAUGGGCUAUGGGCAUGGGAGUCAAUUUACUGUCAGCAAAUACUCACAACACCAUCAUGUCUAUGACAGGCAGCGGGCUGUUCACACCCCAAGGGCCGGCCAUGUACUACUACAACAGCAAGACAAAGGAGGGACGUCUCCUGGUAGCAGAGCUGAGCGCACGACCUCGUCUUUCUCCUAACUAUCCUGCUGCAGUCAACUGGAGCUCAUAUGCUACAAGUGUCAAAAACUAUUCAGGAGAAAAUAAGACCUUUUCAGGAGCUGUCCGGCGGGAUAUAUUCACUUUCAGUGAACUUAAGCACAAAGCUGGAAAUCACACAGUCUGUCAAAAAGACCUCUGCUGUCAUUUGACCUAUCGGAUGUCAAAUAAAAGUAAAGAUGAAGUUUAUGUACUGGGCGCAUUUGAUGGGCUUCAUGGCUCUGUCAUAAAAUACCACUGGCAGAUAUGCACCCUGCUCAAGUGUAAGAGCACAGACCUGAGCACGUGUGGGCAGCCAGCAGAAACUGCACAGACUAAGUUUGCCAUGUUCUCCCUCAGUGGCACAUUCAGCACUAACUAUGUCUUUCCAGAAGUCUUGUACAGUGGUGUGCAGUUGGCCCCUGGGGAAUUUGAGGUACUGUCUGAUGGACGUCUGCAAAGUAAGAAUGGCACAUCGAAACCACUCUUAACAGUGACGCUUUUUGGGAGGUGUUAUGAAAAGGACCUGCCUCAUCCCCUGCGAAGCUUCCUGUGAUGUAACUCCCUAAAUGUUAAUCAGUCAGCAUAGGCAAGAUGAGAAUUUCCCACAGUGAUCCAUAAGCUUCUCAUGAUUUGUAACAGUUAUCCUGUAUCAUUCAUAUCCUUCAAUCUUAUUCUUCUGCUUAGUAGCCGGGGCAGAUGAGUUUAUUUAGAAGAUCAGUGGUCACUCUAUUGUGGACCUAGAUCAGCAGUAUCCUACUGUACUAGUGCUUGAGCCAGUGCAUUUGUUAUACUCUGUCAUAUGAAAACUCUGAUUAGAAAUUAUUAUAUUUUUCAAAAAUAUAACAUAGGUUGCUAGAAUAAUCCUAGUCAUAAGACUGAUGCUGAGAUGUGUGGAAUAUGAAGUUGGCCACUUUUCUGUCAAACGAAUCUUCCCCAAAGAAA